AAAAGUUUCACGAGAACGUCAAGCAACGCCUCGACUCUCGUGUAGCAAACCUAACAACUCGAGAUCAGCACACGCAUGAGCUGAGUCGAGCAUGGCGCCUUCGACUCUAUCACCGGACACAUCUAUCUCAUCGCGCACACUUUCCGUCGGCUCUGCGCAACCCACCCCAAUGGAGCUGUCUUCGAAUCCCUCCUCGAGCCUGCUCGCAAGCCCUCUCACAUUCCUCCAACCUACCAUACAGCUCAAUGCUGCUUUCCUCGCCGCUGCGAAACGGUACCUUGAUCCUGUCGCCGCCGGUAUCAGCGAGUCGCAGACACAGCGCCAACAAGAUGCGCGUAAGAAGAGGAAGCGCGGGGGGGACUUUGAUGGGGAUAUGCGCGUGUUGCACUUGAAGAAGGUGCAUCUGGACGGCUUUGGCGUGAACCAGGUCUUCGAACAGACCCGCAAAAUUGUCGAGGCUGCGACCGAAGAGAUUGAGCUGUCUCUACCAGAGUCGGAUGAUGACGUCGUGGCGGUAGAUGGCGAAGAUUCCGAGGAGGGCCUAUCAGAUCCCGAGGAGCAGUACCACACCGACUCGGACAUGGGCGAGGAGGGUGUCGAUUAUGAGGUGGACGGCAUCGACGACGAUGAGGACGCUGUACCCUCUGAGGAAGAGCCGUCUGAUGCAGAGGAUGUCGAGAUGGAAGAUGGAGAGGAGGGGUUGUUUUCCAACGAAGAAGAGUCUGACGACGAGCCUGCCGCGGAGUACGUACCGGAUCCCAAUGGCCUCAACGACGGUUUCUUCUCGAUCGACGACUUCAACAAGCAGUCAGAGUUUUUGGAGCAGCAAGAUGCUCGCGGUGAAGCAGCCGAUAGCGAUGACGAUGAGGUUGAUUGGACAGCAGAUCCUAUGACAGGAGGUGCUGACAAGGGGGAAGUUGGCGGUGAUGAAUCAGGAGAUGAGUCGGACGAGGGAGGGCCGACGUUCGGCAACGUAGAUCUCAACGCACCCGACGGUGAUAGCGAUGAUGAUGCAGAGUUCGAAGAGGGCGAUCUUGACGGAAUGGACGACAGCAUGAACGCCAACAACGUCAUGUAUGCUGACUUCUUCGCACCCCCAGCGCAGAAAGCUGGCAAGAACAAGAAGAAGCGCGGGCGACCGAAUCCACACAACUUUCCUGCCAAGACAGCGGCCGAUGAAAAAGCGGAAGAGAACGCAGAUAUGGAGAACGCCAUGGCAAGAGUACACAGAGAUCUUUUCGAAGAUGAUGACGACGCUGAAAGCGAAGCCGCGCUCUCCGACCUCGACCCUUCAGAUCCCAAGUCACGGAAAUCGACCCACGAGCGCCGUCAAGCGAAACUGCAAGAAGAGAUCCGAAAACUCGAAGCCGCCAACGUCGCCAAACGCCAGUGGCAGUUGUCAGGAGAAGCACGCGCCGCCGACCGCCCUGUCAACUCGCUGUUGGAAGAGAACCUUGAAUUCGAACGCGCCGGCAAGCCCGUGCACGUUGUGACAGCCGAGUUGUCUGAAGACAUCGAAGCCUUGAUCAAACGUCGCAUUCUUGCAGGCGAGUUCGACGAAGUGCACCGCCGACGUCCAGAUGACUUGGCCACAGGCCCUGUACGCCGCGGCAAGUUCGAGCUCGACGAUACAAAAGCGCAGAAGAGCUUAGCCGAGAUGUACGAGGAAGAGCACCUCCGCCUCAACGACCCGAACUUUGUGGAUGCACGAGACGAGAAGCUGCAGAAGGAACACAACGAGAUCACCGCGCUCUGGAAGAGCCUAAGCGCCAAGCUCGACAGCCUGAGCUCAAGCCACUUCAAGCCCAAGCCCGCAGCCCCGAACCUCGAGAUCCGCGUCGACGCGCCCGCAAUCGAGAUGGAAGACGCAAGACCCACAGCAGGCGGCGACGUCGCCAGCGCAUCCAUGCUCGCGCCACAAGAAGUCUACAAGCCCGGCGACGAGGAGAACAAGGCCGAGAUCGUCACCAAAUCUGGCAUGCCGCUGUCCCGCGAAGAGCUCUCGAGAGAAGAGAAAGCGAGCCGCAGGAGGAGAGAUAAGGAGAGGAGCAAGAAGGCCGGGCUCAACAAGCCCAAGGCAACGAAGGAAGAAAAGAAGGGCAAGAAGGGCAAGGAACUGCGAGGCGAUAAGAAGCAGCUUGUCAAUGAUCUCAAGAAAGGCGGCGUCCAGGUCAUCGGGCGGAAGGGUGUUAUUACCGAUGUCGAAGGCAAGGAUGUCAAGGAGGCUGCUAAGAGAGGCGCCGGAAGCUUUAAGCUAUAGGCUUGCGUGGGGGGUUGGUGAUUUACAGCUAUGUGGACGUUUGAAGAUGAAGCAAUUUAUCAGUUUGGUCAAGCCGGGUUCGUGUCUGCCUCAGUAGGCGCGUGACGCCCGGUAUCUGAGGCUGCAAGGUGGACGCUGCAUAUCGCAAGUCAAAGAGACUAAUUUCAUGUUAAGCUUUGCAUUUUUAUCUGCAAUCCGGGCGUGCCGCUGCAAUAUCGUACCCAGGCACAUUCGAGUCACCCUUCGACAGUUUCGAA
Messenger RNA from Boeremia exigua, 2517 nucleotides. Its product is annotated as Mpp10 protein-domain-containing protein. The transcript has a single exon. NCBI's taxonomy places the organism in Eukaryota, Fungi, Ascomycota, Dothideomycetes, Pleosporales, Didymellaceae. The record is from RefSeq and is a predicted model, not a curated record. Gene Ontology annotation, biological process: rRNA processing. Gene Ontology annotation, cellular component: Mpp10 complex; sno(s)RNA-containing ribonucleoprotein complex; small-subunit processome. The coding region runs from base 92 to 2260 and encodes 722 amino acids.